This is a messenger RNA of Debaryomyces tyrocola, 588 nucleotides long. Lineage: Eukaryota; Fungi; Ascomycota; Pichiomycetes; Serinales; Debaryomycetaceae. The record is from the annotation of a GenBank genome assembly.
AUGCAUCACUUCAGAAUUUAUAUCUUCGAUGAAAGUCACAAAUAUGUAGUAGAAGAAUGGCCAGAGUUUGACCAUUUCUUAGAAGAUGAAGUAGAAUACAUACUAGUACGUCAUAUGAACGAACUAAAAGAGGAUCUUUUGAACAGGAAUUUUCACACCACAGACAGAGGUGAAUACGGUAUAAUGUUAGCGCGAAACAAAUGUGAAGUGCAUAACUUUUAUUAUGGAUUUGAUAAUUGUUAUAUCGAAUAUUCAGUAGGAAUUCUACUGCUUUACACUAUAGGUCACGGUUUUAUUUUAGAUCGUAUAAGAGACAGAAAAAACGAAGAGUGGCUGGAGAUCUGUCCAAGUGCAAACUAUGACACAGUAAGAACAUACACAUACAAUAACCAAAGGCUAAAUAUCGAGUCUACAAAGAUAAGAUAUAUAGACGUAGGCGAUGAAGACGAUAUAAAAAAGGACUUAUUGCACAAAGGAUUCGAGUUGAGCAUUUAUAUGAUAUUAGGAGAAGAUGUUAAGGUGAUCACCGAAACGGAAAUUGAAGAUAGGAUGGAAGAUAUUACGUCAGAACUGUAUGACUUGUUGUAG